AUGGAGAAGUACUACCGAAAAGUAUCAAAUUUAGAGGAACCUUCAACUCUUUUGUCGUCUAAGAAGAAAAGUAAGCUCGAUAAUCAAAAUUCAAAGAGAACCGAACUUGACGAAAAUUCACAGAGCACCGAACUUGACAAACUUCUAGAAAAUCUCCCUUCAGAUCCAGCACGUCGAAAGCGUAUCUUAGAUUACGAUCCAAAUAUUCGCGAUCAAGUUAGACGACAUUAUCUACUCAAGGGCCCCUGUCAACCUCGAAGCCAUAAGUUUCCUCAACGAGACAUCUACGGGACUAAGCGCAGGUUUAAUUCUUCUUGGUUUGAUGACCAUGUUGAAUGGUUAGAGUAUAGCAUAGAGAAAGAUGCUCUAUUUUGCCUUUGUUGUUAUCUCUUUAAACCGGAACAUGGUGACCAAGGGGGUAGCGAUACGUUCACAGCUACAGGUUAUAAUAAUUGGAAAAAUAAACAGGGGGUUAAAGAUCAUGUCGGCACCGUUGGUAGUGUUCAUAAUCGUGCUCUGUUGCAUUGUCAAGCUUUAAUGAAUCAGAAACAACACCUUGAGUCACUUAUUAGUCGUCAAGUGGAAGUCUCUAAAGAGAAUUAUUAUACUCUCUUGAAUGCUUCAAUUGAUUGUGUCCGUUUCUUGUUACGACAAGGUCUUGCUUUUCGUGGUCAUGAUGAAUCUGAAUUCUCAAAAAAUAAAGGAAAUUUUCUUGAACUUUUGGAGUUUCUUGCUGAACAUAAUGAUAGUGUUAAGGCUGUCGCCUUUGAAAAUGCACCAAGAAACCUUCAGUUGAAGUCGCCUAGUAUACAAAAAGACAUUAUAAAUGCAUCUGCUGUUGAGACUGUUAAUGCAAUUAUGUGUCAAAUGGGUGAUGCUCCAUUUUCUAUUUUGGUUGAUGAAGCUCGGGAUCAUUCGAUAAAAGAGCAGAUGGCAGUGGUUCUACGGUUUGUUGAUGCUAAAGGUGAAGUAAUUGAAAGAUUUGUUGGCAUUGAACAUGUUCAAAGUACUGAUGCACAUUCUUUAAAGCUUGCAAUUGAUGAGCUACUUUCUAGAAAUGGGUUGAGCAUAUCAAAUCUUCGAGGGCAAGGCUACGACGGGGCGAGCACUAAUUUUGAAAGAAAAUAG
Striga asiatica is the source of this 1128-nucleotide messenger RNA. The record is from the annotation of a GenBank genome assembly. Lineage: Eukaryota; Viridiplantae; Streptophyta; Magnoliopsida; Lamiales; Orobanchaceae.